GGAAGAGGGAGUCGUUCGGGGAGGGGGUAAAAGGGAGUGGAGUGCGCGGUUGUCCGGGCGGCCAUUGCGGGUACAUUGUCCGAAACCGCGAAUGCAAUUGAGUGCUGUGUGCGACACCAGUGAAAUCCAAGAAAAUCAAAGGUCAUUCCCGAAGAAAGGUGAUUCGUGUGAAGCCCGGGACGCGCACGAGACCCCGGCCCGAUGGCUGAAUCCGAUAAAUUGAAUAUCGACGACAUUAUAGCUCGGCUCUUGGAAGUGCGAGGAGCCAGGCCAGGGAAGAAUGUACAGUUGACAGAAGGAGAAAUAAAGGGACUAUGUCUAAAGUCACGCGAAAUUUUUUUAUCGCAACCAAUUCUAUUAGAGCUCGAAGCACCACUCAAAAUAUGUGGUGAUAUUCAUGGACAGUACUAUGAUUUGUUACGACUAUUUGAAUACGGCGGAUUUCCACCGGAAAGCAACUAUCUUUUCUUAGGGGACUAUGUGGAUAGAGGAAAGCAGUCUUUGGAGACAAUUUGUCUUCUCCUUGCCUACAAAAUCAAAUAUCCAGAGAACUUUUUUUUACUCCGUGGUAAUCAUGAAUGCGCAUCUAUUAACAGGAUAUAUGGAUUUUAUGACGAAUGUAAACGUCGAUACAAUAUUAAACUAUGGAAAACGUUUACGGACUGUUUCAACUGUUUACCGGUUGCCGCUAUAGUCGACGAAAAAAUAUUUUGUUGUCACGGUGGUCUUAGUCCAGACCUUCAGCACAUGGAACAAAUCAGACGUAUUAUGCGGCCAACGGAUGUACCCGAUCAAGGUUUAUUAUGCGAUUUGUUGUGGUCGGAUCCGGACAAAGACACAAUGGGCUGGGGAGAGAACGAUCGUGGCGUAUCGUUCACGUUUGGAGCCGAAGUUGUUGCCAAAUUUUUACAUAAGCACGACUUUGACCUCAUAUGUCGUGCUCAUCAGGUUGUCGAAGAUGGCUAUGAAUUUUUUGCAAAACGACAGUUGGUUACCUUGUUCUCUGCACCAAAUUACUGCGGCGAAUUCGAUAAUGCCGGAGCUAUGAUGUCCGUGGAUGAAACUCUAAUGUGCAGUUUCCAGAUAUUAAAACCAGCCGACAAAAAAAAGUUAACGUACGGUGGUUUAAACGCAGGCAGACCAGUGACACCUCCACGAGGUGGAAAUAACAAGAGCAAGAAGAAGUGAAGUCCUUAGAUUUGUUUGACAGCCCUCCCUGCCCCCUUCUUUGAACGCAAUGCUUACAACUUUGAAACAGUAAUUCCUUCCUUGAAAUCUACCUACCAUCUUGUAAGACUCGAUCAAGUUUUUGUACGGGAAAGACGUUAUCGUUAUUUUUCCUAGCGUCGCUACAAUCGUUGUGAAUAUUACUGUAUUAACAUACUGCUUCCGAAGUCAUCGUAAAUUCCAACAAUCCGUAUCCAAUGACGACGCAUAAAGAGGAGAAGAAAUCCGGAGGGGCGUUGUUUAUUAAGUAAAGAAAAAAAAAAGGAAAAGGUCUUUGUUAAUAGAAGAGUUCAGAGUAAACGACGAAUGAAAAAUAUUAUUCAACUUGUGUCUAUAAAAAGAAGGUAACGCGUCAAGCUCGACUACUACCGAUUAGAUUAGAAGUCCUCAAUGGCUAUUAGAUGAGGUUCUACGUGGAGAAUACUGGGUGUCCCAAAAUAGGUGUUAGUCCUUGAAAGGAGUGAUUCUUCGGUUGGUUUGAAACAACUUUAUUCUUAGCGAAAAAGUUCUCCGAGGCUUUGUUAACGAGAUAUUGUAUUACGAACAAGCAAGUCGGCAUGAAUCGAAGGAAACUGUUUGUUUGUGUGUGGGUGUGGGUGUGGGUGUGUGUGUGUGUGUGUGUGGAUGUGGGUGUUUGUGUUUGUGUAGCACAGCAAAUGAAAAAGACGUAACAAAUAAAAUCGAACUUGUCAUUUGCUAUUCUACGCAGUUCCGUUCAGUACCUGCCGCGGCUUGUUUGUUCGUAGUACAAGCGAACGCGCAUAUCCAACGCUACCACGGGAGCUCAGCCGGUAGAUUCGCGCUCUGAUUGGUCGGGGUUUCUCGUUAAUAUCUCGUUGACA
This is a messenger RNA of Dufourea novaeangliae, 2069 nucleotides long. Its product is annotated as serine/threonine-protein phosphatase alpha-2 isoform. Bases 202 to 1188 code for a protein of 328 amino acids. The transcript has 5 exons. Gene Ontology annotation, molecular function: protein serine/threonine phosphatase activity. Gene Ontology annotation, cellular component: cytoplasm; nucleus. NCBI's taxonomy places the organism in Eukaryota, Metazoa, Arthropoda, Insecta, Hymenoptera, Halictidae. The record is from RefSeq and is a predicted model, not a curated record.